Messenger RNA from Rhipicephalus sanguineus (brown dog tick), 408 nucleotides. Its product is annotated as keratin-associated protein 19-2. The record is from RefSeq and is a predicted model, not a curated record. The transcript has 3 exons. Bases 1 to 408 code for a protein of 135 amino acids. Lineage: Eukaryota; Metazoa; Arthropoda; Arachnida; Ixodida; Ixodidae.
AUGACAGCCAGCUUGCCACUGCAUCUGCGUGCUUCCAUCCUCUUCGCCCUGGCCACCUGUGCCUUUGCUGGCCACACUGGCUACCCGAUCGGCUACUCCGUCGCUGUUCCCGGGUACGCUGCUCAUCAUGCUCCGAUAGCCUCAGUGUCAACCGUUCACCACACGCCCGCUUUUGGCUACAGUCUUGAACACGGAGUUCCGGGCUAUGGCUUUGGAAUCGGAAGCUUUGGGCGCGCCUAUGGUUCCAGCCUCGACGACUUUGGCUACAGCACCUUCCUUCGCAAGAAGUCCGGCUUUUGCUAUGGCCUCGGCUAUGGACUUACCCUUUACGGUUAUGAACUCGGCAGCAAUGGGCUCAGCUACGAUUACGGUCUUGGAGGCCUUGGCUACAGCACCUUCCUGCUCUAG